This is a messenger RNA of Caenorhabditis remanei, 705 nucleotides long. RefSeq lists its product as uncharacterized. The record is from RefSeq and is a predicted model, not a curated record. Bases 1 to 705 code for a protein of 234 amino acids. Gene Ontology annotation, molecular function: protein binding. The transcript has 3 exons. NCBI's taxonomy places the organism in Eukaryota, Metazoa, Nematoda, Chromadorea, Rhabditida, Rhabditidae.
AUGUCAACUGGUGAAAUGUCAUCGGAGUACAAAGACAAGCAAUGCGGAGGAGCUGGUCAACCUCUAACAAAAGCUGAAAAUCCUGAUGGAAGGAAGAUGCUUCCAAACGGAAUGAACCGCGUCCAUAAAGUGCUGACCGACGAGGAGCUGGCAAAAGGAAUGUCAACGCGGUGGACCGAACUCGAAAUCCACGGCAAAGUGAAAAAUUUGUCUCCGUCGUUGUGGCAAUUGACGCAUUUGUCAGCUCUAUUUUUGAACAACAAUCAAUUGCAACGACUGCCGCCAGAGAUCUCACAGCUGUCAAAUUUGACGAUGCUUGAUAUUUCGAACAACAAGCUCCGAUCAUUACCAACAGAACUGGGAGAUAUGAUCACUCUGUGCCACCUGUACUUGAAUAACAAUCAGCUGCGUGUUCUACCGUAUGAACUUGGAAAGCUGUUUCGAAUUCAGACACUUGGCCUGAAUGGAAAUCCAUUAUCUCCCGAGAUCAGCAAAAUCUAUCAUGAGACUAAUGGGGCUCAGAAAAUUUUGCAGUUCCUGUUGGAUCAUCUGACAAGUAAGUUUUCGUUUUUAAACGGUGCUUUGAAAUAUUCAAUUGGCUCUCCUCUCGAAUCUUAUCGAAAGACCGAUCAAACUUCGAGAUACUUCAAUCUUGUUCUAAUGACUGAUCAAGUAGUUUUAUUUUAUCCCUACAGAAUGACGUAA